Molecule: messenger RNA, 1506 nt
Organism: Cariama cristata (Red-legged seriema)
Lineage: Eukaryota; Metazoa; Chordata; Aves; Cariamiformes; Cariamidae
Gene: EME1
Product: essential meiotic structure-specific endonuclease 1
Exons: 9
Coding region: 1-1506 (501 amino acids)
Biological process (GO): mitotic intra-S DNA damage checkpoint signaling; double-strand break repair; resolution of meiotic recombination intermediates
Cellular component (GO): nucleus; Holliday junction resolvase complex
Molecular function (GO): DNA binding; nuclease activity
Source: RefSeq, a predicted model, not a curated record
AUGGCGGAGGGCGAGCAGAAGUCUGAGGAGAGCGAUGAGGAGGAGCUGCCUACUUUAUCCUCCCUGCUACAGCCGCCGCCACUGCUCGGCGCGUUGGGCCGCUGGCGGUCCUCAUCUUCCGCCACCAAACCGGGGAGGGCGGCAGGGGUGGUUGUGGUGGUGAGCAGUGGGAGCGAAGAGGAGGAGGAGAGGGAGGAGGAUGAGGAAGAGGUGAUUGAGGUCGUCCCUCUGCCUGAGAGGAUCAAGAGGAGGGUGGAAGCAAAGAGGGACACGGCUUUUGAGCCUCUCCAGCCGGGCGACCAGCCUAAUAGGCCCCUGGGAAGCAGAGUAAGCCCAGAAACAUCUCACCCUCCCAAGAAGCUAAAAUAUAGUCAGAAGGAAAGGGAGGCAAUCUGCCAGGCUGCAUGGCAGAGGAGGAAGGAGCGAGAAGCACAGAGGAAGCAGCAGGAGCAGGAAAAAGAGAGGAAGAAGGCCCUUGCCAAGAUGCUGAAAGCUCAGCGACCAGGGGAGUGCCAGAAAUACAUAACAGCGGUGCUAGAUCCAGUUCUUUUGCAGGUAGAAGGUGGUGGACACAUCCUUAGUGCUCUGCAGGCUGCAAAUUAUUCCUGUGUGGUUGAGAAUCAGGCUAUUCCAUGCAGCAUCACCUGGAGGAGAAAGACUGUGUCAUCUCAGAUGGAAGGAGGAGAUGAAUGGACAGAAGAACCAAAUGUCCUGGUUCUGCUUCGCUUGGAGGAGUUUUUGUCCAUGGUUCACAACUACAAACAAGAGGCUCAGGGGUGCACAGAAGGACAGAAGGAGACCCUACAGAGCUAUGUAGCUCAUGUGAUGGAGAAAAUGCCUGGAAAAAUUCUGGCACUGGCAGUAGUCGAAGUAGAAAAUUAUUUCAGGUCUCUUGGAGUUCAGUCAAAAAAGAGAAUGCGACACCCAGCAGGGAGUGGAAACCAAGCGAAGGAACAGGGAAAAUGGAGAAAACAGGAAGUUAAGGAUUCUGGGCUGGGGAUAACCAGAAUGGAUGUGGAAGAAGCCUUGGUGGAUCUGCAGCUGGACAAACAAGUCCAAGUCAGCUUUUUUGAGAGCUGGGAGGAGUUUGGAGAAUUUGCCAUGAUGUUCACAAAAGCUGUAGCUGAAGCACCGUUCAAGCGAGAGCGAGAGAAGACGGGGUUCUCUUUCUACUUGGAGAAGGGGUGGUGUGGAGGGGUGAAGGUGGAUCAUUCCGGAAAGGGGCUUUUGGAAGUUUGGAAGAGGCAGAUACAACAAUUUAACCGGGUCAGCCUCGAGAUGGCUGAGGCUAUUGUGUCUGCCUACCCUUCUCCGCAGCUUCUGAACCAGGCCUACAGCCGAUGCUCCUCGGAGCAGGAGCGGACAAACAUGCUGGCUGAUAUCCCUGUGCACCGUGGUGACGGCGUGACAGCCACCUCCCGGCGGAUCGGACCAGAACUCUCCCGACGAAUCUAUCUGCAGAUGACUUCCCCCGAUCCUGAUCUCUAUUUGGAUUCCACUGGGUAG